AUGGGUGAUAACUUACCGGGAGUGCGAGUACGCGAGGCAAUAUUACCGCAAUUUGAGAAAUGGUUGGAGCGGAAACAUGGAAGCAUUACGUUUCAUUUAACUCAAAUCAUUACUGGUCAUGGUUCGUUUGGCGAGUUUAGAGAAAAAAUCGGUAAGAGUAGGAACGCGAAGUGUUUUCAUAGUUUAUCACCACGUGACUCGGCACAGCACACUGUAGAAGUGUGUGCAGCAUGGUCGAUGGAGCGCCAGGAGCUUCGACGGAUAAUAACGGGGCCCUUGACGCUAAAGAAUAUGAUUGGCGAGAUGUUAAAAUCGGAAGAGAAGUGGAAUGCGGUGCGAGAUUUUGCAUCAAAGGUGAUGCGAAAGAAGGAGGAGGAGGAGAGAAGACGCGAGAGAGAGAACGGAUGA
Messenger RNA from Ooceraea biroi (clonal raider ant), 408 nucleotides. RefSeq lists its product as uncharacterized. NCBI's taxonomy places the organism in Eukaryota, Metazoa, Arthropoda, Insecta, Hymenoptera, Formicidae. The record is from RefSeq and is a predicted model, not a curated record.